UCUCUUUUGAACCUUCUUUUCUAUUAUAUAUCUCCUCUUCUUUCCUCUUGCCCAUUUCACAAAGCAAAGAAGAAGAAGAAGAAGAAGAAGGAGAAGAGAGAGAGAGAGAGAGAGAUAAGUCUAAAACGAAAAUUGAGAGAUAUGGGGAGGGGCAAGAUUGAGAUUAAGAGGAUUGAGAACUCAAGCAACAGGCAGGUCACUUACUCUAAGAGAAGGAAUGGGAUCAUUAAGAAGGCCAAGGAAAUCACUGUUCUAUGUGAUGCUAAGGUUUCACUUGUCAUCUUUGCUAGCUCUGGAAAGAUGGUUGAAUACUGCAGCCCUUCAGUCACGGUGACUGAUAUCUUGGACAAGUACCAUGGCCAGGCUGGGAAGAAGUUAUGGGAUGCAAAGCAUGAGAACCUCAGCAAUGAAGUGGAUAGGGUCAAGAAAGACAACGACAGCAUGCAAGUCGAGCUCAGGCAUCUGAAGGGGGAGGAUAUCACAUCUUUGACCCACAGAGAGCUGAUGGCCUUAGAGAAUGCACUUGAAAAUGGCCUUGCAAGUAUCCGGGACAAGCAGUCCAAGUUCGUCGACAUGCUCAGAGAAAAUGAAAGAGCACUGGAAGAGGAGCAUAAGCGCCUCACUUAUGAGCUGCACAAACAGGAGAUGAAAAUUGAAGAGAAUGUGAGAGAGUUGGAAAAUGGGUAUCAUCAGAGGCUGGGGAACUACAACAACCAGAUACCGUUUGCCUUUCGUGUUCAGCCUAUUCAGCCAAAUCUGCAGGAGAGAAUGUAAUGCAUCUGUCAGGAAGUGCUAUCAACUUUCAUGGUUUGUAAUAGUAGAAGCUUUCGUAUUAAGCUAAGUAAUUUGUGAAACUUGUAAUAAUUAAGGUGUGUGCAUGAACUUGGUUUGUGGAAUAAUCACUGUUUUGUUUGCUACAAAAUUACCUAAUUAUAUAUGUUUGCCUAUAUAUAUUUCUCUU
Messenger RNA from Prunus dulcis (almond), 961 nucleotides. RefSeq names its product agamous-like MADS-box protein MADS9. Bases 142 to 774 code for a protein of 210 amino acids. The record is from RefSeq and is a predicted model, not a curated record. Gene Ontology annotation, biological process: positive regulation of transcription by RNA polymerase II. Gene Ontology annotation, cellular component: nucleus. Gene Ontology annotation, molecular function: DNA-binding transcription factor activity, RNA polymerase II-specific; protein dimerization activity; RNA polymerase II cis-regulatory region sequence-specific DNA binding. NCBI's taxonomy places the organism in Eukaryota, Viridiplantae, Streptophyta, Magnoliopsida, Rosales, Rosaceae. The transcript is spliced from 7 exons.